AUGCCCUAUUUCGACGUCCCCUCGUUCAGUAAAAUCGAGAGGAUGCCCACGAGGUUCCCAACGUUGGUGAUGCUCUAUCACCACGACGAGAAGGCCGCGAUCUAUGACGGUGAUAUGGGCGACUAUCACAAGGUUGAUCAGUUUAUCCUUUCUCGUCGUGUACCGAUGGUUACGGAGCUCUCAGCAGAGACUGCUGAUCAAAUAUUCUCGAGUGGUAUGCCUACGAUAUUCCUCUUCCGUGACCCUGAGUCGGAAGUGGGCCAGAAAGCUGAGGCCGCUUUGAGGGAGGCAAGCACUACCCUAAGAGGUUCAGUCGUCUUCGCUCUGGCUAGCGAUAAGAACAACGCCAUCCAGCAACAGCUGUUCCACGAGCUCUCACUUGAGAACGUAACAAGCUCAUCUUGA
Molecule: messenger RNA, 405 nt
Organism: Perkinsus marinus ATCC 50983
Lineage: Eukaryota; Perkinsozoa; Perkinsida; Perkinsidae
Exons: 4
Coding region: 1-405 (134 amino acids)
Source: RefSeq, a predicted model, not a curated record